GAGAAGCACUGUGAACAUGGCAGAAGUCGCUCCAGCACCAGCCGCCGCUCCGGCCAAGGCCGCCAAGAAGAAGAAGGCCACGAAGCCCGCCAAGACCGGCCCCAGCGUCGGCGAGCUCAUCGUCAAGGCUGUGUCCGCCUCCAAGGAGCGCAGCGGUGUGUCACUAGCCGCCAUCAAGAAAGCUCUGUCCGCCGGAGGAUACGAUGUGGAGAAGAACAAUGCUCGCGUUAAGACCGCUGUGAAGAAGCUAGUUACUGCCGGAACCCUGGUUCAGACCAAGGGUACCGGAGCUUCCGGCUCUUUCAAGAUGAGCAAGAAAGAAGCUCCCAAAGCCAAGAAAGCCGCUCCCAAAGCCAAGAAGGCUGCCGCCAAGAAACCUGCCGCCGCCAAGAAGCCCAAGAGCCCAGCGAAGAAGCCGGCGGCCGCCAAGAAGUCUCCGAAGAAGGCGGCCAAGAAGCCUGCAGCUAAGAAGGCGGCGACAAAGAGUCCCAAGAAAGCCGCUGCCAAGAAGCCCGCCAAGAGCCCCAAGAAGGCGGCUAAGAAGCCCGCGGCCAAGAAAACUCCGGUCAAGAAGGCAGCCAAGCCUAAAGCCAAGAAGGCAGCACCCAAGAAAAAGUAGACGUUCUUGUCUUCCUUAAAAGGCUCUUUUCAGAGCCACCCACUUUCUCUACUGAGCCUCCGCUGUGUUUAAUAGAUGCGUUUCUGAUAGAUGCACGUUCUCAUCACGACUGUCCUUAGUACUGAGACACAUUACUUGGAGAGUCAUAACGCAUCACGCAUCAAUUGUCAUUUAGUGAUUAGAUUAUCUACUUCAGUGGCAAACAAUGAGCUGUUCCCAGUGAAGAUCUCGCUCGUGCAUCCACACAGAAAAGGCUCGUUGGCCACUACCUCCGCCUCCAACAUCAACCUAGCCACAAACUCCAUAUU
Molecule: messenger RNA, 927 nt
Organism: Synchiropus splendidus (mandarinfish)
Lineage: Eukaryota; Metazoa; Chordata; Actinopteri; Syngnathiformes; Callionymidae
Product: histone H1-like
Exons: 1
Coding region: 17-619 (200 amino acids)
Biological process (GO): nucleosome assembly
Cellular component (GO): nucleosome
Molecular function (GO): structural constituent of chromatin; DNA binding
Source: RefSeq, a predicted model, not a curated record